Messenger RNA from Lathyrus sativus (Indian pea), 225 nucleotides. The record is from the annotation of a GenBank genome assembly. NCBI's taxonomy places the organism in Eukaryota, Viridiplantae, Streptophyta, Magnoliopsida, Fabales, Fabaceae.
AUGAUUUCAUCAUAUGAGGAAAUUCGCCUAAAAAGAAUUGCAGAGAAUAAGAAAAAGCUAGAGGCUCUCAAUCUUCCAAAGCUCUUUCAAUCCCUUCACAAAACAUCUUUGUCUUCUUCCAAACCAUCACCGUCUGUGAAGGAUCGUCCGAGGUUUGUACAACCUGGAGAUCUUGAAGUAAACAAGAAGCGCCUACGUUCAACUACAACGCGCAAAUCAUCAUAA